Camelus dromedarius (Arabian camel) is the source of this 1964-nucleotide messenger RNA. RefSeq names its product chromobox 3 (gene CBX3). Gene Ontology annotation, molecular function: chromatin binding. The record is from RefSeq and is a predicted model, not a curated record. NCBI's taxonomy places the organism in Eukaryota, Metazoa, Chordata, Mammalia, Artiodactyla, Camelidae. Bases 135 to 767 code for a protein of 210 amino acids. Gene Ontology annotation, biological process: chromatin organization; negative regulation of transcription by RNA polymerase II. Gene Ontology annotation, cellular component: pericentric heterochromatin; nucleus. The transcript is spliced from 8 exons.
CGCGCAGCUCCCCAGCCCCCUCCCCCUCGGAUGUGGCUCGAGCUUGAGGCGCGCAGGGCCGGAGACGCCGCAGACUCGGGACGUGGAGCAGCUCGGAGGCGGUGAAUAAUAGCUCUUCAAGUCUGCAAUAAAAAAUGGCCUCCAAUAAAACUACAUUGCAAAAAAUGGGAAAGAAACAGAAUGGAAAGAGUAAAAAAGUCGAAGAGGCAGAGCCUGAGGAAUUUGUGGUGGAAAAAGUGUUGGACCGUCGUGUAGUGAAUGGGAAGGUGGAGUAUUUCCUGAAGUGGAAGGGAUUUACAGACCCUUCUGAAAAACACAUUGCUGACAAUACUUGGGAACCUGAAGAAAAUUUAGAUUGUCCAGAGUUAAUUGAAGCAUUUCUUAAUUCUCAAAAAGCUGGUAAAGAAAAAGAUGGAACAAAAAGAAAAUCUUUAUCUGACAGUGAAUCUGAUGAUAGCAAAUCAAAGAAGAAAAGAGAUGCUAUGGGAAACAGAGAGGUUGGCUACAAAUUUGGUUCUGGAUGCUUUAGCAGCCAAAGCAAAAAGGCUGAUAAACCAAGAGGCUUUGCCAGAGGUCUUGAUCCAGAACGAAUAAUUGGUGCCACAGAUAGCAGUGGAGAAUUAAUGUUUCUCAUGAAAUGGAAGGAUUCAGAUGAGGCGGACUUGGUGCUGGCAAAAGAGGCAAAUAUGAAGUGUCCUCAAAUUGUAAUUGCUUUUUAUGAAGAGAGACUAACUUGGCAUUCUUGUCCAGAGGAUGAAGCUCAAUAAUUGUUUGCGUUGCUUUUUAUAUAUAUUUAUAUAUAUAUAAAAUCUGGGUCUUGGUUUUUUUGAUUUAUUAGUGUGAAGAAAUAACUAUUCUAAUGAAAAUCAAGUUUGAUAUGUUCGUUUUGAAGUAGUAUUGGGAAGUUGUUGGGGGGGUUUUUUUUGCAUUCUAUAGCACUGGUUACUUUGAACAAAUAAAAGCUUUCUGUAGUUGCUUCCUUUAGCAGAAAAAAAGAUUUGAUACCAUGGUAUAUUACUUCCUCUGCAUUAGGGAACAGCUUUUCUAAAUGUUGGGGGAAAUCCCCAGUCAUUACUCAAUCAAUUUACAUUUAACUCAUAUGCCUAAGGACCAUUCUUGGUUUUUUGUGCAUAUAUACAUAAAAUACAUAUGUAAAUGGCUUUCUUUUCAUUCUUUUUGUUUGUUUGGUUUUAAUACAUUUACCAAAACAAACAGUAUUUCACAACUGUGGAUAAGCCCAUGUUUCUAGGAGUCCAUCAUUUUGAGCAAUCUAAUAAAUCACUUCAAGUUAAGAUGAAAAUUUUUGGAAGUCUUAACUUUUCAAAUUAGAUAAAUAAUUUUCUAAUUAAUUGGACAGUUUAAAUAGAAUGUAAACGAUUUAAAUUGGACAGUUUUUUAAAGCAGCCGUAUCAGAAUCUGUAUCCAUGUCUGUAGUUAUAUAAAUGCAAUUUUAUAUGCAAAACCCCUGAAAGAAAAGUUUUAUCACUACUGACAACCUCCCCAUCAUCCAAAUGAAAAAAUUAGACAAAUUCUGUUGUGUUUUAAUUAGCCAAGCAAGACUUAGUUAAAUGGACAUUUAAGGGUUCCUUCUGGUGAACCGUUCCUUUACAGGAAAUUGAAGUCCCUGUGCUAUAUUUACUGAAAGCUCGUGAUUCAUGGAAUGUGUAAGACUUGUUCAUGGAAACGUAAUCAGAUGGUUAGAGACGUUGGCAAUUUAGGAUCUGCAGGAAUAAAUGAGUGAACAGACUUCUGUAAUCUAAACUCUUGACCUGCAUGUUUUUUCUUUACUCUAACCCAUUCCUUACAUUGUAGGCUCAGUCUUCUCAGUAUUUGGGCUACUGGUUCAGCAGAAGCCAGGAAAAACAGUAACUUUGUAGUAAUCAGAAUGUUAUUCAACUGUAUAUUGUUUACUUUAUUGUAAAUACUGGUGAACAGUGGUCAAUAAAUAGUUUUAUAUUCCUCUA